CCUGCGUGCUCCGUGGGACCCGCGCUGAACUCGCCGGGGAGCCCGAGCGUCUGGCGUCCUCCAGGCUCCGCGAAGCGGCCGGACUGGAUGGAAAAAGACGAAUAUGACCUGGUAUCUCCCUAUGAGGUUGACCACAAUGGAGACUAUGUGUCCCAUGAAAUCACGCGCUCUCGGAGGAGGAGGAGGGGGCUGGCCCCGCUCAUGGUGGAGUCUCUCCACCUUCGGCUGAAGGGCUUCAGGCACGACUUCCACGUGGAGCUGAAAGCUUCCAGCAACCUGAUGGCUCCCGGAUUUAUGGUGCAGACCCUGGGGAAGGGAGGCACUAAGUCCGUGCACACCUUCCCACCCGAGGAUUUCUGUUUCUACCAAGGCUCCUUACGAUCCCACAAAAACUCCUCGGUGGCUCUUUCAACGUGCAGAGGUUUGUCCGGCAUGAUAAGAACACAAGAAGCAGAUUACUUCCUAAAACCACUUCCUUCUCACCUGGCGGGGCGACUGCAGGACCCUGCCCGGGCUGGGUCCCCCUCCCACAUACUGUACAAGAGAUCAGCAGACGUGCGGGCUCCGGGGGCUCCCCAGGCCGUCAUGACCGAGAGGGACCGGGAGCUGGGGAAUCCGGCCCUGCACGGCAGCUCCGACCUCCGGCACCCACCAAAGCAGCAUUUCUGCGGAAGGCGCAAGAAAUACAUGCCCAGGCCUCCGAGGGGGGACCUCUUCAUCCUGCCGGACGAGUUCGCGCCUCACUGGCGGCACAAGCGCUCACUCCUGAAGUCCCACAGGAACAAAGAGCUGAACGUGGAGACGCUGGUGGUGGUCGACAGGAAGAUGAUGCAGAACCACGGGCAUGAGAACGUCACCACCUACGUGCUGACCAUACUCAACAUGGUAUCGGCUUUGUUCAAGGACGGAACGAUAGGAGGAAACAUCAACAUUGCGAUUGUCGGUCUGAUCCUGCUGGAGGAAGAACAGCCGGGGCUCGUGAUAAGCCAUCACGCCGACCACACCUUAAGCAGCUUCUGCCAGUGGCAGUCUGGGUUGAUGGGCAGAGACGGCACACGCCACGACCAUGCCAUCUUGCUGACGGGCCUAGACAUAUGUUCCUGGAAGAAUGAGCCAUGUGACACCUUGGGAUUUGCGCCCAUAAGUGGAAUGUGCAGUAAGUACCGCAGCUGCACAGUUAAUGAAGAUACGGGUCUUGGACUGGCCUUCACCAUCGCCCACGAGUCUGGACACAACACCGCCCAAGCGCUGUGCCUCGCCGAUCAGCCCAAGCCGGUAAAGGAGUACCAGUACCCCGAGAAGUUGCCGGGAGAGUUAUACGACGCCAACACUCAGUGCAAGUGGCAGUUUGGAGAGAAAGCCAAGCUCUGCAUGCUGGAUUUUAAAAAGGAUAUUUGUAAAGCCCUGUGGUGCCACCGGAUUGGAAGGAAAUGUGAGACUAAGUUUAUGCCCGCAGCAGAAGGCACUAUUUGUGGACAUGACAUGUGGUGCCGUGGAGGACAGUGUGUCAAAUAUGGUGAUGAAGGCCCCAAGCCCACCCAUGGCCACUGGUCGGACUGGUCUUCCUGGUCCCCUUGCUCCAGGACCUGCGGAGGAGGGGUGUCUCACAGAGACCGCCUGUGCACAAAUCCCAAACCAUCGCACGGAGGCAAGUUUUGUGAGGGAUCGACUCGUACGCUGAGGCUUUGCAACAGUCAGCAAUGUCCGCACAACAGCGUCGACUUCCGUGCGCUGCAGUGCGCAGAGUACAAUGACAAGCGCUUCCGAGGAUGGCGCUACACGUGGAAGCCAUACACCCAAGUGGAAGAUCAGCACUUAUGCAAACUCUACUGUAUCGCAGAAGGAUUUGAUUUCUUCUUUUCUUUGUCAAAUAAAGUCAAAGAUGGGACUCCAUGCUCGGAGGAUAGCCGUAAUGUUUGUAUAGAUGGGAUAUGUGAGAGAGUCGGAUGUGACAACGUCCUUGGGUCCGACGCUGUGGAAGACUCCUGCGGUGUGUGCAGGGGCAAUAAUUCAGACUGCACGACGCACAAGGGGCUCUACGCCAACCCCCAUGGCGCCAACCAAUAUUAUCAGAUGGUCACCAUUCCUCCCGGAGCCCGGAGUAUCCGCAUCCGCGAAGUGAACGUGUCUACCUCCUACAUCUCUGUGCGCAACACCCUCCGAAAAUACUACCUGAACGGACACUGGACAGUCGACUGGCCCGGCCGAUACAAGUUUUCAGGCACCACGUUCGACUACAGACGGUCCUCCCACGAACCGGAGAGCUUGACCUCGUCUGGGCCAACGAAUGAAACCCUGGUUGUGGAGCUCCUGUUUCAGGGAAGGAACCCGGGCAUUGCCUGGGAGUACUCUGUGCCUCGGCUGCGGGGGGAGAAGAAGCCGGGCGGCCAGCCUCGCUACCUGUGGGCCGUCACUCGGUCCGAGUGCUCCGUGUCCUGUGGUGGGGGGCAGAUGACCACAAGGGCAGGCUGUUACCGAGACCUGAGGUUUCAAGUCAACACAUCAUUCUGCAGUCCCCGCACCCGACCUGUCACCGGGGUGGUGUCCUGCAAAGUGUCUGCCUGCCCUCCCAGUUGGUCGGUGGGGAACUGGAGCUCCUGCAGCCGGACAUGCGGUGGGGGCACGCAGAGCCGGCCCGUCCAGUGCACACGACGGGCCAACUCCGUGUCGGAGCGGGUGGCGGCCAGCCUGUGUCCGCAGCCCAUGCCCUCCAGCCGACAGACCUGCCACUCUCAGAGCUGCCCGCCCGCCUGGAGCACCGGGCCCUGGGCAGAGUGCUCUCGAACCUGCGGGAAGGGAUGGCGGAAGAGGUCCGUGGCCUGUAAAAGCACCAGCCCUUCCGCCAGGGCACUGCUGCUGCCGGACGCCGCCUGCGGCGCGGAGCCCAAGCCCAGGACUCACGAGGACUGUCUGCUCAAGCGCUGCCACAAGCACAAGAAGCUGCAGUGGCUUGUGUCUGCCUGGUCGCAGUGCUCGGGUACGUGUGAAAGAGGAACACAGAAAAGAUUCUUAAGGUGUGCUGAAAAGCACGUCUCUGGGAAAUACCGAGAGCUGGCCUCCAAGAAGUGCCUGCACCUGCCGCGGCCCGGCGUGGAGCUGGAACGGGCCUGCGCCCUGCUUCCCUGCCCCCGGCACUCCCUGCAGGCCGCUGCCGGCCCCCCUCGAGCCAGCUGGUUUGCCGCACCCUGGUCUCAGUGCACAGCCAGCUGUGGGGGCGGCGUGCAGACCAGGGCCGUGCAGUGCCUGGCAGGGGGCCGGCCGGCCCUGGGCUGCUUCGUGCACCAGAAGCCCACUGCCUCUAUGGCCUGUAACACCCACUUCUGCCCCAUUGCAGAGAAGAAAGAUGGCGUUUGCAGAGACCACUUCCCCUGGUGCUCGCUGGUGCCCCGGCACGGGAUGUGCAGCCACCAGUUUUAUGGGGGGCACUGCUGCAAGACGUGCUCCGGCUCCAACCUGUGAGGCCCGGCCUCGGUGGCGGUGCCGGACCUUCAGCCUGCAUCAGCCGCGCGCUGGACAUUGGAGCGCGGCCGGGGGGAAGCAGGCUGGGGAAAGAAGGCUGCAUCUGGCCUUCGGAUGGGACAGAGUGUGGGGGUGUGCACGUGCGUGUGUGGGUGUGUGUGUGCGCAUGUGUGCACAUCCUGGGUCUGAGGGCACGCCUGGGCACGCACGCACGCACGUGUGCAGGGGAAGCCUGGGGGAGGGGGAGGCCCAGCCGCAGACCCAGGGUCUCCUCACUGUGCUUCAGCUGAAUCAAGUCAGAAGCACAGAAGGAGCCAAGCUUGCUAACCGCUAAACACUGUGCUGCUUUGGAGAAAGAAGGAAAGGCAGCAUGCGUCCAGAAGAUCUGCCGCUCAGUAUGCCGGCCUCCCCCCAACCUCGAGGCCGCUGCCCCGGCUCUGAGCUAACCAGCCUCCCUCUGGAGAAGCCGCGGGCUGGGACAGCUCCAGUCCAGCCUCCCCAGGGCCCCCGUCCUGCGCCAGCAGCCCAGCUUCUCUCUGCUGGGACAAGAGCCGGUGCCCCUGGAAGGGGAGACUGCCCUGUGGCAGGGGGCGAGGGGGUGGUGCGGGUGCUCCGGACUCCGUGUCCCAAUUGGAGACUUUGCCUCGGAGACAGGAAACACGAAAUCCUGCUGUGGUGCUUGGUUCCCUUUCGGACUCACGCGCUGGAGGAGAGAACUUUAUAUCCUACGUCUUAUCCUUCUCUGUGAUUGACAAGCGAGCCUUUCUAUUCCAACCCGUUCCUUAUGCUUUUCCCUGAAAUGACAGAAUUACAGGUUAUGCCAGAGGCAGACAGCGACCAGCUACGCCGUACCCCAGCUGUCUCGAUGAGGGGCUGGCUGUCCUGCCCGGGCGGACAUCCGCAGACGUGGGGACCCUCAGAAUCCCACGUUUCCUUUCCGUGCAUUGUGCUGUUUUGAAUUUUUUUUUCUGUGAAUUUUGAUUGUUUUGUGAGAGCCCUUCAGAAAGAAGGCCAGCAUCUCCGGACGAAGCCGCACACGGGCCCCGGCCCCCGCCCCUGCGCAGUGUUGGGGCUGCUCUGCGUUCUCCUCCUACCCUGUGGCUCCAUUCCGCAUGGGCACCUGGAUAUUUAUAUUUGCUGAAGUUUUAUAAUAAAUUUUAUAU
Messenger RNA from Mustela erminea (ermine), 4622 nucleotides. RefSeq names its product ADAM metallopeptidase with thrombospondin type 1 motif 16 (gene ADAMTS16). The record is from RefSeq and is a predicted model, not a curated record. Gene Ontology annotation, biological process: extracellular matrix organization; proteolysis. The transcript is spliced from 21 exons. Bases 88 to 3459 code for a protein of 1123 amino acids. Gene Ontology annotation, cellular component: extracellular matrix. Gene Ontology annotation, molecular function: metalloendopeptidase activity. NCBI's taxonomy places the organism in Eukaryota, Metazoa, Chordata, Mammalia, Carnivora, Mustelidae.